UGAGCCGGUGCGCGUGCUCCCCCCGACCCGAGCCCAACACCACGGUCGGAACCGGAACCGGCUCCUGCUGCAUCUCUGGACCCAACUGCACUAGGACUGAAGAGCCGAACCUGCAAGCUCCAUCAUGGUGCAGCUGUCUCCUUCACCCGUCCUGGACUCGUCCGUUCCAGCCGAGUGUCCCGCUGAGGCUGAUGAGAACCCGGAGGACCCGGACGACCCGGAGGACUCCGGCUCAGCGGACUGCCUGGAGGGCCUGAAGAGCCUGCAGCUCAGCCUGGAAGUGUCCACCGCCUACCACGGAUACGACACCUACAUAGAAGAUGGUCUCAUCUGUCUGAAGCAUAAAAUCCGCAACCUGGAGAAGAAGAAGCUGAAACUCAAGGACUAUAAGAAGAGGCUGACCCUGGGCGAGACUUUGAACAAAGACCAGAAGCUGGCUGUGGAGAAGUACGACGAGGUCGUCCAUAACCUGGAAUUUGCUCGGGAGCUGCACAAGACCCUGGAUGACCUGACCCAGAAUCUGCUGAAGGCCCAGAAGAAGGCGGCUAAGAAGGAGCAGCUGGUCAAGACGGAGUCGGAGAGGAGGCGUCUGACCAUGGUUCUGAAGAUCCAGCACCUCCUGGCCAGUCUGCAGCAGGACCACAUCAGCAGAGACCUGCAGGCUGGACAUAACCAGGCCCCACAUGUCCCGGCCCUCCAGCUGCAGCGCCUCAACCAGCUGGCCGGCCUGCUGGGGGUCCGGAGGGACGACCGUCUCAGUUUGGAGGAACAGAUGGAAAAGGCUUCCCUGGUGUACAUGGACCUGCUGGAGGGGGCGGACAAACCGGUGGCCGGAUCCACAUAUAAGUCGUUGAAGCAGGAGCUCAUCAAACUGUUGAGCUACAAGUACUUCAGCUGUCUUCCACCUCCACCCAACAAGCCUUCAGAGCUGCUGAGCUCCAGGACUCUCAGCUGUAAGAUCUCAGACAUUAUAAAGUCCAAACCAAGUGAGGCUUCCAAAGAGUUUUUCAACAGGCUUUACCUGGCGGACAUGGAGGCUCUGCCCACUCAGACCUGGAAAGACGACUUCCAGGUCAUGAGGGAGCGCGAGCCUCCUGACAGCUGGGAUGCAGAAAUCCCAGAUGAACCCUCAGUACCACAAACUGGAGGUCAGAAAAGGUGGAGGGGAGCCGCCACCCUUAUGCCCAGAGCGGUCUCAGACGCCUCAAAGAAGCUGUCUGACAGCAAACAGAGAAAAGGGAAAAAAGCCAAAGGAGAACACAACACAACGCAGGUUUGUCAGAUGGAUAUACCUGUGGAGGUUUUCAAAUCACCGUCCACCUUCCCCAAAGACCCCAUACUGAGGAAGCAGCACCUGGAGGAUCUCAUGAUGAAGAUUCACAGCUCUUUCAACUUCAUCCAGGACUCCUUCCUGGAUGGGGAGAACUCGCCCACCAAUGGCCAGCCCAGACUGAUGAGACGACCAUCUGGAACUCACUCUCCUCUGGCUCAGAGCGGUCUGAGAAGCCCGGCCGACGUCCUACCUAAAACAAUGACUUCCACCCCGUUGCCCGCCCGGCUUGUGGAGCGUAAAUCCAGCCUGACCAGUGGGGACCAGAGCCUGCACACCAGUGACCUGGAGCUUUCCUCCAUGGACCCGUCUCACGAGACUCUGCAGCUGGCCGACGGGAAGUCGUUUUCCCCCCCACCUCACUACCGCAGGGAAUCAGUCGCCGGUCUAGAAGAGAAGGGCAGUCCUUGUACACCAAUGACUGAUUCGGGGAAGCAGUCCCCCUGUAACGGGGUGAGGUCCUGCACCUCCACCCCACCCCAGCCAGAGACCUUCUCCACCCCUCCUGCCAGACGGGCCCUCACCUCUGCACAGUUCCAGAACAUUCAGUCAGUCUUCAAGGCCGGCUCCGCCCUGCCCCAGAACGGGGAUCCGCACUACAAGCUGAGCCCGCCGGUCUUUGAGACGCGCUACAGCACCGUCAGCACCCAAACCCCGCCAGAGUUCGCCCCGGCCGACGACGAGCCUCAGCUGGUGUACCAGUCAGAUUACUCGGUGAACAGCAGUGGGCAGAGUUUCCUGUCUCCGGGACAGUUAGGUGGUGGCGCGGCUCGGCCCAGCCAGUCGUACUACAGAGGAUCCGUCAGAGGUAUGGCACGUGGUGGCAAGGGACUGGCACAAAACCCUCGCUCUUCUUGGUGGCACCGAGGAGGCUCCUACAUGUCUCAGGCUCAUUUCCGGGACUCCGGCCCUCCCCUGUACGCUGCCAGAGAUUCCGGAUACCAACACUACUACAGACGAGGAGGGAGACAGAACUCCAGUGUGGCCUGGAGCGACUCGUCCCAGGUCAGCAGUCCGGACCGGGAGGGCGGCUUCACCAUCGUGGACUCGGGUCACGGGGACUCCAUGUCUGUGUCCACGGUGGAGGUCCCGCUGACCCCCCACAGCCACCCCCCCGCCCAGCUGCUGCCCAUGCAGCUGUACCCGCUGUCCCAGCCGCUCAGGGUGGCCUUCACCGCCUCCCGCACCGUCAACUUCGCCCCGGGGAACCUGGACCAGCCCAUCGUGUUCGACCAGCUGCACAGCAACCUGGGGGAGAUGUACGACACCCACAUCGGCCGCUUCACCUGCCCCGUGAGCGGCACCUACGUCUUCAUCUUCCACAUCCUGAAGCUGGCCAUCAACGUGCCGCUGUACGUCAACCUGAUGAGGAACGAGGACGUGAUGGUGUCGGCGUACGCCAACGACGGGGCCCCGGACCACGAGACGGCCAGCAACCACGCCAUCCUGCCGCUCUUCCAGGGAGACCAGGUGUGGCUCAGGUUGCACCGCGGCGCCAUCUAUGGCAGCACGUGGAAGUACAGCACCUUCUCUGGCUUCCUGCUGUACCAGGACUGAACUGCUGACAGGAGACCGUUCGCUUUGCUCUCUGUGAGGAUGGAGAACCUCUUCACCACGAAGCCCAUUCACACAGGUUGAGGUUCAGCUUGGGUUUGGACCGUGGAUGUCCUUGAAUGUAGUUCAGUGGGUCCAUGAUGGCGUUGCUCCCUGUGACCUGAGGACAUCUGUGUCCCGCUGCUGGAAACCAUUGUGAAUCGUAUGACUCCUACAGCCAGUAGCCUCACCUGUCAGUCAUAACUCUUAUGCAAUGUUCUGAAUUUGUGCCUUUUUUUUGUUUUCUUUUUUGUUUGUUUCAACUGGCUUUUGGAUGUUGAGCCAUUUGGAUGAAUGGCUUGUGAUCCGGUGAAGUUUCCUCACAGCUCUGCUUGAUGCUGGUCUCUAUGCAUUCAGUCUCACUGCUGGAGAAGCCCAGGGGGGGGGGGUCCGGUGGUGUUGGUGGUGGGUGUGGUG
Messenger RNA from Cololabis saira (Pacific saury), 3340 nucleotides. RefSeq names its product caprin family member 2 (gene caprin2). NCBI's taxonomy places the organism in Eukaryota, Metazoa, Chordata, Actinopteri, Beloniformes, Belonidae. The transcript is spliced from 21 exons. Gene Ontology annotation, cellular component: cytoplasm. The record is from RefSeq and is a predicted model, not a curated record. Gene Ontology annotation, molecular function: signaling receptor binding. Gene Ontology annotation, biological process: positive regulation of canonical Wnt signaling pathway. Bases 125 to 2887 code for a protein of 920 amino acids.